CUGCGCAUGCGCAUACUUUUCCAGCUCACUCACUUCCGAAACAAACCGUGCAAGCUUGUUCCUGAGAAGGUUAGCGCAUGUGUUGCUCUUCUGCGUCAUGGCCUCCACCUCUGAGGAGAACGUCCACGUAGAGGAGGUAGUGGUGGUGACAACGCCGGACAGCUCAGCUCAGAGUCCGUCAGUGGAGGACAUGAAGAACAUGCUGGAGACUGCAGACCUGCAACAGUCUGAGGCGGAUAAUGUGGACCAGAGUUUAGAGUCUGAAUCCAGUCCCGCCAUCUCUCUGCCUAAAGAAGCAGUGCUUGUGAAGCUUUCAUCAGACAUGGACGUGGAGACAGACAUACUUUAUCAAAUAACCUGCGGAGAGAGCAAGGCCGACCUGGUGUGGAAAAAAUUUGUCUGCCCCGGCAUCAACGUCAAGUGUGUGCAGUUCAACAAUCAUCUGAUCAGUCCAAAGGAGUUUGUCUACCUGGCUGGAAAAUCCACUCUGAAAGACUGGAAGAGAGCGAUACGGCUCAAUGGGACAAUGUUAAGGAGGAUCAUGGAUUCUGGCGAGCUGGACUUCUACCAGCACUCGAAGCUGUGCUCCAACACAUGCCGCAGCACCAAGAUCGACCUGGUGGGGACGCGAGCUUCCCUCAGCAGCCAGGCGUCCACCGAGACCGCUCCGACUCCAUCUUCUACUGACGUAAAUGGAUCUACGGCCACGUUUACAACGGAAACCUCAGAAGACGGCACAGAGUGGGUCACGGCUAUAGGAGAGGACACCAUGACGUUCUGGAAAGGUCUGAAGGAUGCUGGGCUGCUUGAGGACAUUGUGGAAGACCUGCAGAAAGAGAUCGAGGAGAUCCUCAAAGGCCUGGAGGAACGCAUCCAUGAACCUCCGCUACAGGUCAAAGAUGCAGCUCUGCUCAACAAUAUUGUUCAGAACUUCGGGAUGCUGGACCUAGUGAAGAAAGUGCUGGCCAGCCACAAGAGCGAAAUGGAUCGCUGUAGAGAACAGUACACUCAGAGCUUAGCAGCUCUGGAGCGUCAGUGUGACGAACACCGCAAGCGCGCCAAAGAACUGAAGAGCAAAUCCCAGCACCUCAACAACGUCCUCAUGAACCUGACCCCUGUGGCCACGCCCCCAGCUCCCAAACGUCCCCGCCUCACCCGCGCCGUCUCCGGACCUGCCUCGGUCAUGGCUCCACCUACUCAGCCUGCCCAGUUCACUCUGCCCUUCACCCAGCUUACAGGCAUCCCAUUAGACAAAUUCCUGUCAGCCAUGGGAGGCUCCGCCCCUAAUCAGGCACCAUUUAUUGGGAGCUAUACAGUCCUGACCUCUCCAGGAGGAGCAGAACUGCAGCCCGACACGUCCAAUCUCACCGUGCUGAGCUCGGAUGUAGCAGGAGGCUCCGCCAUCCUUAAAGUUCUCAGUCCUUUUCAGCUGGUCACGCUGCCCACUCUGGGAACCGGAGCCACGCUGCAGAACCUGGCAGCACCAGCAGGGGGCAGCACCAUCGUGGCGCUGCCUGUUAGUACCGCUGCUGUGGAGACACUGGGAGCUCAAGCAGAUGAGACAGCAGACGGGAACACCGAACAGCAAAGCAAAGAGAGUCGAUAAGAGACUGAUGUAAUUUUCAAAGAAAAAAAUGUUUUUAUUUUUAGUCUAAUUAGAAAACGUCUGUAUGCUUUAUAUAUAAUAUAUAU
This is a messenger RNA of Ictalurus punctatus (channel catfish), 1692 nucleotides long. It is a transcript of the gene gmeb2, whose product is annotated as glucocorticoid modulatory element binding protein 2. Gene Ontology annotation, cellular component: nucleus. NCBI's taxonomy places the organism in Eukaryota, Metazoa, Chordata, Actinopteri, Siluriformes, Ictaluridae. The record is from RefSeq and is a predicted model, not a curated record. The transcript is spliced from 10 exons. Bases 98 to 1606 code for a protein of 502 amino acids. Gene Ontology annotation, molecular function: RNA polymerase II cis-regulatory region sequence-specific DNA binding; DNA-binding transcription activator activity, RNA polymerase II-specific. Gene Ontology annotation, biological process: positive regulation of transcription by RNA polymerase II.